Lodderomyces jiufengensis is the source of this 1587-nucleotide messenger RNA. RefSeq names its product dolichyl-P-Man:Man(6)GlcNAc(2)-PP-dolichol alpha-1,2-mannosyltransferase (gene ALG9). The transcript has a single exon. The record is from RefSeq and is a predicted model, not a curated record. Gene Ontology annotation, cellular component: endoplasmic reticulum membrane. Gene Ontology annotation, molecular function: alpha-1,2-mannosyltransferase activity. The coding region runs from base 1 to 1587 and encodes 528 amino acids. NCBI's taxonomy places the organism in Eukaryota, Fungi, Ascomycota, Pichiomycetes, Serinales, Debaryomycetaceae. Gene Ontology annotation, biological process: protein N-linked glycosylation.
AUGGACUGUGAUGAAACUUUUAAUUAUUGGGAACCUUUAAAUUUAAUGCUUAGAGGUUUUGGCAAACAAACUUGGGAAUACUCACCUGUUUAUUCAAUAAGAAGUUAUGCUUAUUUAGUGCCUUAUUACUUGAUUGGUAAAUUAGCUCAAUUGUUGAAUUUAAACCCAGUACAUGUUUUUUAUUUCAUUAGAGUUUUUGAUUUAGCUGGUUUCACUAGUUUUUGUGAAUUAUACUUAUUCAAGACUUUUUGCAAUUUAGGGUUUGUAAAUUUGGGAAAUUGGUAUUUAUUCUUAAGUUCUAUUAAUAUUGGUAUAAAUCAUGGAGGUGUUGCCUUAUUACCUAGUUCAUUAGCUUUACAAUGUGUUAUAUUAGCAAAUUGUUUUAUACUAAAAAGCUCAAGGGAAGUGGAUAAGGAGAGGAAUUUGGUAGUGGCUGUGUUUUGGUAUUUUAUUGGUGGAGUUUUAGGUUGGCCCUUUGCUUUAGCUUUGGGAUUACCAUUAGGAAUUUAUUGUGGAUUUGGAAUUUUGUAUCAUAAAUUAAAUUGGACUAUAUUACUCAAGAUAGUGGGCAUUUUGGAAGCUGUAAUUGCUCCGAUUUUUUUAAUUGAUUCUUAUUUAUUGCAAAAUUGGGUAUUUGUACCAAUCAAUAUAGUAUCAUAUAACGUUUUUGGAUCAGAAGGUGAAGGACCAGAAAUUUUUGGAGUUGAACCAUUUAGUUACUAUGUGGUUAAUUUGUUAUUGAACUUUAAUGUUCUUUUACCAUUAUCAAUUUUGGGAUUGUUGAUAAAUCCAUUUAUUACGAACCUCAGAAAAUUUAAUGCCUUAGUAUCCAGUCAGUUAAUAAUUUGGUUUUUGAUAUUUGGUUCCCAACCUCAUAAAGAGGAAAGAUUCAUGUAUCCUAUUUAUCCAUUAAUUAUAAUUCUGAGUUCAGUGCUAGUUUCCAAGAUAUUUUCAAUACUCAAGACUAACAUAAAAAUUAAUAAAAUCCUUUAUCACAUACUACAAUUUGGAUUCAUAUUCACAACUACAUUAAUUUCAGUACUAAGAAUACUAAACUUAGUUGAAAAUUAUUCAGCACCAUUAAAAAUCUUUGAAGAAGUAAGUAAUUUACCACCUCAAUCACAUCAAACAAAUAUAUGUAUGGGUAAAGAAUGGUAUCAUUUUCCAGCAUCUUUCUUUUUACCAGAUAAUUAUAGAUUACAAUUUGUAGACUCAGGAUUUGAUGGUUUAUUACCUGGUAGCUUUCACGAGUCCUCAAACCUCAUAGAUUCAAUAACGUUUGUCCCACCAAAUAUGAAUAACAAAAAUCAAUUUGAGUCAGAUAAAAUUAUAGAUAUAACUCAAUGUGAUUAUUUUGUGGACAAUAACCAAUUAAAUAGUAAACCACAAUUGAUAUUACCAAGUUUAACCACAGAUAAAAAUUGGAAAUUGAUAGCCAAUAAGAAAUUAAUAAAUCCAAAUGGGAACCACAACAUCAUUGGUAAGCUAAUGUACAUUCCACAAUUUUUGAGGAAAUACAUACCUUAUAAGGUGGAGUACAUGCAAUUUUGCUUACUUGAAAGGAAAAAAAUAGAGGAAAAGGUUUAA